Suillus paluster is the source of this 797-nucleotide messenger RNA. RefSeq lists its product as uncharacterized. Bases 6 to 599 code for a protein of 197 amino acids. The record is from RefSeq and is a predicted model, not a curated record. Lineage: Eukaryota; Fungi; Basidiomycota; Agaricomycetes; Boletales; Suillaceae. The transcript has 5 exons.
CUUCGAUGAGUCCUCGUGUACGCCUCAUGGUACACACAGCCAUAUACCCAUUACCCAUUGAAUCUGUGCUCGAGUGUUCAGAGUUUCCACAGUGCUACAGUGCCAGUGGUUAUAUUCAGCCUGUGCUGAACGCUCCCCGGUCUCCUUCAUCUUCUUCCAUGGAUCCUUCAAACGUAAGACAGAAAUUCGAUCGCUUCCAAACCUUCAUUGCAGGAAGAGGCAGUAGUCAUGAGCUUGCACUGAGCGCUCCCUCACCGUCUUCCGUGGAGCCUUCAGUGUUAAGACGAAAAUUCAGUCGCUUUCGAAUCCUCAUUAUAGGAAGAGCGAAUGCAGGAAAGACCACCAUCCUGCAGAGGGUUUGCGAUACACGGGAGAACCCAAAAAUAUACAAUAGCGCUGGGAAAAAGAUCAAGCCCGCCGUCUUGAAGGCAUCUAGAAAGUGUGGAGAGCACGACAUCGAGAAUGAAAUGGUGUUUCAAAGCAACCCAGGAUUCGUCUUUCACGAUUCACGUGGUUUUGAAGCAGGAGGAGACUCCAAAUUCGACAAGGUGAAGGCAUUUAUCACCGACCGUUCUAAGAGAACCAGUGUAAAUGAUUGACUUCAUGCCAUAUGGUAUUGCAUACCGAUGGAUGAAGCAAGCAGGUCUUUCACCGAAGGGGAAAUCAAGUUUUUCUCUCACUGCGACACUGGAAGCAUUCCGGUGAUAGUAUUAUUUACCAAAUUCGACGCCUUGUACGACGUCACAUAUGCACAGCUGAAAAGGGACGGACAUUCUAGGGAAGACACUCAAGAAAUG